Molecule: messenger RNA, 2454 nt
Organism: Plectropomus leopardus (leopard coralgrouper)
Lineage: Eukaryota; Metazoa; Chordata; Actinopteri; Perciformes; Serranidae
Product: taste receptor type 1 member 1-like
Biological process (GO): G protein-coupled receptor signaling pathway
Cellular component (GO): plasma membrane
Molecular function (GO): G protein-coupled receptor activity
Source: RefSeq, a predicted model, not a curated record
AUGAAACAUUUUCUGGUUUCUUUAUGUCUCUUGGGAAUUUUUCUCCUUGCCUUGGCUAUGUGCACGUCAGAGUUUCAUCUUGAAGGAGAUUACGUGUUGGGUGGACUUUUUGAUAUUCAUCAUGACAGUGCCCCUGUUUAUCAUGACAGACCAGAAGCCAUCGACUGCUCCAGCAAACCCUUAAUUCAUUCAAGUUAUCGAAGGUUUCAGGUGAUGAGAUUCUCUGUAGAGGAAAUCAAUAACUCCACCAGCCUCCUGCCAAAUGUAUCUCUCGGCUAUGAGAUAUUUGACCACUGCUCAGAUACACACAAUUUCCCAGAUUUUUUCAACCUCAUCUCCACCAAUGGCUUGAUCCAACCUUAUGAUGAACCACACAAGAAUCUGUCUAAAGUGAUAGCACUGGUCGGCACUUACACAAGCCCUAAAGCCCUGACUGUAGCACCUCUCUUCAUGAUGAAUCUAAUUCCUAUGGUUGCUUAUGGAGCUGCUACUUCUGUCCUGUCAAGAAAACAGAAUUUUCCCUCAUUCCUACGUACAGUGCAUCCCAGUCAAAAUGUCAUGGAAGUGAUUGUUAAGCUUGUGCAGUACUUUAAUUGGCGCUGGGUUUCUUUCCUUUACAUUGAUGAUGACUAUGGCAAAGAUGGCCAGGACUUGUUCAUUAAGAGGAUUAAGGACACUGAGAUCUGCCUUGCAUACACCAAAAGCCUGAAUCAAUUUACAGAUCACUCUCAAAUAUUCAAACAGACAGAGGCACAUAAGAUAGGUGUCAUAAUUGUUUUUGCUCCUGAAUGGACUGCUGAGGCUCUAAUUGAGGCAGCAAUAAAACUAAAUGUCACCAACAAAGUGUGGAUUGCUGGAGAUGGAUGGUCCUUAAACAAGAAGCUCCCCAAGAAAAAAGGCAUCAGAAACAUUGGAACUGUACUCGGGGUGUCUCAACCAAGAAUGACAAUACCUGGUUUCACUGAUUUCAUUCAUUCUUCCAGAAGCCAAACUCAUUGUGAAAAGGCAGAACAAAACAUGCUUUGUAAUCAGGUUUACAACUGCAGCAGCCUGAGUGCAAAAGAUGUCAUCGCUGCAGACCCAUCUUUUAAUUUUCCUGUUCAUGCUGCUGUAUACGCCAUCGCUCAUGCCUUACACAAUGUCUUGCAAUGUGGAGCCGGCAGAUGUAAUACCAACAUUACAGUGUACCCACACAUGGUUCUAGCAGAGCUGAAGAAGUCAAAGUUCACACUUUUAAACCAGAAAAUUCAGUUUGAUGAGAAUGGUGACCCAAACUACGGAUCCUAUUCUGUAGUUUUCUGGAACCAAAGUGGUGAUGCAGAGGAGGUUGGCUUUUAUAAUUUUCACCCACCGUUUGAUUUCUUCAUCAACGACAGUAAAAUUCAGUGGCACACAAAGGGAGAAGUGCCUUCUUCACUGUGUUCGCAAGAAUGUCCUUCAGGAUUUUACAGAAAGUAUAACGGACUCCACAAAUGCUGUUUCAACUGUGAAAAGUGUCAAAAUGGAACUUAUGUCAAUAGCACAGAUGAUCCCUACAAGUGUAUCAAGUGUAAGGAGACAGAAUGGUCUGCAGUAGGAAGUACAUCCUGCAGUCUGCGGGAGGUGGAGUACGUCCCAUUCACAGACGGUGGGGCUAUACUGAUCAUGGUCGGGGCCUGUGCGUUGGUGGGCCUCUCACUAGCCAUGUCCGCUCUGUUUGCCAUCAACUACAACACACCUGUUGUCAGAUCUGCUGGGGGACCAAUGUGCUUCUUAAUUUUAGGCUGCCUCAGUCUGUGUAGUCUUAGUGUGUUCUUUUACUUUGGUAAGCCAACAACUUCAUCUUGUAUCUUAAGGUUCUUACCAUUUCUCUUGUUCUACACUGUUUGUCUCGCAUGCUUUGUUGUGCGCUCUUUUCAGAUUGUUUGCAUUUUUAAAAUAGCUGCCAAGUUCAAAAUGGUCAGCAGAUGGUGGAUGAAAUAUCACGGACAAUGGCUGAUCAUCUCUAUGGCAUUUGUUACUCAGGCACUCUUACUUAUAAUUAGCAAUGCUUGUGCACCCCCCAAACCCUACAAUGAAACAAUGUGGUACCCAGACAAAAUCAUUCUUGGUUGUGACAUUAAUUUCAAAACAUCCUCAGGUGCUUUGGUUUUACUUUUAUCUUUGUGUUUCCUUUGCUUUAUUUUCUCCUACAUGGGAAAAGACCUCCCAAAAAAUUACAAUGAGGCCAAAGCAAUAACCUUCUGCCUGCUCCUGCUGAUCCUCACCUGGAUCAUCUUUGCAACUGUGAACAUACUUUACCGUGGCAAACACAUCCUAACACUUAAUGCUCUGGCAGUACUCGCCAGUCUUUACUGCUUUCUGUUGUUUUAUUUCCUCCCAAAAUGUUGCAUCAUCCUUUUUCAAUCGCACAAAAACACACAAGAGUACUUCCAAGGUCUCAUUCAGAGUUAUACCAAAACAAUCAGCCAGUAG